CUAGGUUUGUUGAUGCAUAAUUAUAUCAAUGAAAUGAUAUAAUUAUAUGGAAUGGCCGAAUUGCAUAUAAUUGGUAGGAUUUUGUCUGCUAAAAAUUUUAAACAAUCACAACUUUUAUGCAAGUGGAGCUUUCAUGCUGGUAAUGGAUGGAAAGUUUUAAAUGGUUGCGAAGAAGGGCAAACUCAAGAAAGCUGUGACUUAUAUAUUAAUGAACCAGUUUGGGAUCAUCCCAUAGAUUUACAUUAUACAACUCAGACCCUUCAAAAUUCACCAAAGCUUUUACUGCAAAUAUUUUUUAGAGAUGAACAUGAAAGAAUAUUAUUUGGGGCUUAUGGAAGUUGUAACAUUCCAUUAUCCCCUGGAUUACAUUUUAUAGAAUGUCAUACAUGGAAACCAAUUGGUAAUUGGAAGGACAGAUUAAAAGAUAAAUUUUUGGGAAUAACUUUACAACUAAAAUCUCCAAAUGUUUUAGUUAAUUGCUUGGAUAGAUUUGAACUGCUUACAGAAAGCAUGGGUACAGUUAAAAUUGAAUUACAUAUACUUACAAAAAAUUUUGAGAAAUAUGGAUGUCAUUUAUGUAAGACUACAGAAAUGUUUACAAACAUAUUUAUAUUAACGUUUUUUUAUCUUAUGCUUAAUCAAUUAACAUAUACAAAAAAACUUGAAGAAAUAUUUACAUGUGCAAAUGAAACAGAAUGUGAUGAAUUAACAGAAAAAGAUAUUUCACAAGAAACAUUAAGCACCCCAAUUGAUAGCAUUUAUAAUACAACUAGUGUUAAUACAAGUACCACUACAAGUAGUUCUGUAUAUCCAAUACAAACUACAAAGCUUAACAUAUCAUCUAUACAAAAAUCUCACAAAAUUAAAUACAAUGAUAAAAUAAAAAAUCAUACUAUACAUAAAGUACAGUCAACUAUAUGUGAAUGUGAUUUAACAGUGUCAUCUUGCAACAUUAAUUGCUGUUGUGAUAAAGAUUGUAACGAAUUCCAUUUAACAACUUUUUCACAUUGUGAAAAUCAUGCAGCAGAAUUAUAUGACAAACGUUAUUGUUAUCACAGAAAUUUUAUAGAACGAAAUAACACUCCAUUUAUACUUGAGAAACUGGCAAACAAUCUGUUUUGCAUUUUAUAUGACAAUCUUCCACCAACAUAUAGCAUUAAUAAUGAUUUGAAUAUAAAAACAAACAAAGAUUUAAAAGAAGCUAUAAAUCCAAAUAGACUGACAUGGAGAUGGAAAGACCAAUUAUAUGUACCUGAAUAUAACAAUCCUAGUCUCUAUAAAGAUGAUGACAUUAUAUGGAAAAUACAGAGCAAUUAUGUUGAACCUUUGGAAAUACUGCAAUCUGGAUUUACUGAGUUAUGUUCAUUUAAGAAAACUGUAAAAUAUCUUCGUGAAUGGAAAGAACAGUGCUUGCAAACUGAAUUAAUUAAUACAAACGAAUUUCUAUUUCCUGCAGCAUUUAAUAAUUUUACUGUUAUUAUAUCUCCUCAUUUAUUAAAUGAAACUUACAUUAAGAUAUCAAAUGAGAGUUGCCCCAGAAACGUGUGCUUAUCUGUAAAUAAUUACUAUUGUAAAUAUUCUUGGAAAACAUGCAAUAAUGAUACUAUAUUAGGAUCUUGUUCUAAUGGAAUAUGUUACAAUAUUGUAACAGGUGUAAAGUAUUUAAUUAUUCACAAUGGUUCCAUGGGGAUUAAUAGUUUUAAUGUAUAUUUUAAUAUAGGAAAUGUUUCUCGAAGUUUCUAUCAACAGUUCGAAGUAAGUUAUGAAUGGGCAGACAUAGAUAAAGAGAAAAUUUUCUCUCUGAGCGGUAAUCCCGGUUAUAUUUUUGGAAAACCAUUAAUUAGUGGUGUUUUAAAAAUAAAUAAGACUAAUAACGUGGAAAGCAGAUAUAUUAAUUUUAAUAAAACUAAUGGUUAUUUUACAUUGCCCAUAGCUACAAGGCAUGGCGAAUGUAAUGAUGUCAACAGAUAUGUUCUUGCUUUUGGGGAAGAUGUUAAACUAAAAUGUUCUGCAUCUUUACAAACUAAUAAUUUCAGUACAGCGUCUUGUAUAGAGUUACAAAAUCGUAUAAUGUUUUUCGCAUUGAAGGAUUCUUUACUUAAUGUCACUCAAAUAAAUCAAUAUAGUAUUUAUAUUUCUAAGUCAGGUAACUUUUCCAGCAAUAAUACUGCUGAUUGGGCACAAAUAUUACUUGAUAGGAUACCUCAGAAUAUUGUCACGGGACAAUUAAUUAAUGGUCGAUUAUACUGUUCAGGAUUAAUAACAUCUACACGUUUAGAUAUUUUGUACUCUGCUUUAACAAAACCAAAAACUCUGACCAAUUAUAAUAUAUUAGGAGUAGGUAUUACUUUUUCAGAAGAAUCUGAUGUAUUCUGGUCAAAGUGUAUGACUGAAAACUGUACAGAUAUGUUAAAAGUAGAUGUUAUUAAUUACGUUACAUUUCAUGACGUAUCGAAGCCGUCCAAAUACUAUUUUGCAGGGAGUCCUAAUUUAGAUCUUACCUUACCAUACGACUUUUUUUAUCCGUUUUUAAGUAGGUCAAAAUGUAUUGAACCUAGUAUAUUUUUAAUUAUUAUAUUACUCAUUAUAUCUUUGCACAAUUUUUUGUAUUGAUCUCAUGUAAUUGUUAUACUACCCACUAUAUCUACUUAUUAAUAAUAUUUAAUGUAAGCAAAUAGAAAGUUUGGUGUAUUUAAAACAAAUAAA
Molecule: messenger RNA, 2706 nt
Organism: Osmia lignaria (orchard mason bee)
Lineage: Eukaryota; Metazoa; Arthropoda; Insecta; Hymenoptera; Megachilidae
Source: RefSeq, a predicted model, not a curated record